Messenger RNA from Phascolarctos cinereus (koala), 1075 nucleotides. The record is from RefSeq and is a predicted model, not a curated record. NCBI's taxonomy places the organism in Eukaryota, Metazoa, Chordata, Mammalia, Diprotodontia, Phascolarctidae.
UGUCACUCAGGCAACCUGGCCUCAUGGACUUGCUUUGUGUGUCUUCCGUCUUCCCUGUCCCGGACCCGGGAGCUGGUGCUCCUCGGGCCUUCGGGCCUCCCUCCAACCCAACGUCGCCCGCGGCCUGUCCCUGCUCCUGCCGCUGCUGGCGAGCCGAGCUGCCCCUGGGGAUCGGGGGUGUGCGCUGAGCGGAGCCGGCUGCCAGGCCCUGUCUCGGGGGUCUUUGUGAGCGCGGGGCCGGGCGAUUCUCUCGGCAGGUGCCUGGUCGGGCCCUUUCCUGGGCUCGCCGCCCCGCGCCGGCUCUUGAGCCUCUCUCGCUGCUCCGCGUCUGCAGGGAAGGAGAGCUGGGCGCAGCCGCGUGUUCUGCUACGCCUGAGCACCCGCCUGCCACGUCGUGGUCAGGCUCGCCGCGGUCCCCCACGGCGCGUUUGGGGCUGGAGCCGCAAAUGCUCCUCGUGUGCCCGGUCCUUAAACCCCCCGGGGUCUGGGUGGUUCGUGACCUCUGUCUGCGGGGGAGUGGGGCAGGAGGGGCAAGGUAGACUAAUGCCUGUCUUGGGUCGUUUUUCUUUGCCAGUUCUGCCUUCUGAGCCCUCUGUCUUCCUCCAAGAGGGUGGGAAUGGCCCCUGUAUUCCUGACAGCGCCAGGCUGCAAAGAGGUCCAAAAGUAUUCAGUGACAUUCAAGGAUGUGGCCGUGUAUUUUACCCAGGAAGAAUGGGGAAACCUGGACCCUUCCCAGAAAGAGUUGUACAGGGAUGUGAUGCUGGAGAACUAUAGGAACCUUGUCUUUUUGGGUUGGGAAACUAGGCCUGGAACCAAGGACACAGUUCAGGAAAGAUUCAGAAAGGAUGGUUUCCAUGACUCUAAAUUGGAAGAACCCUGGGAAUAUUGUGCUAGAUUGCAGGGGCUGCAGCAUAACAAUGCAGAGAAAUAUUCUAGGCAACUCAGACCUUACUCAACAGUUGACUCUGCAUACUAGAGAGAACCCUAAUAAAUAUGAAGAUGUUUUCUGCUGCUGCUCACAAUUUGCCCAACAUCAGAGCCUAUAUACUAGACAGAAGUCUUGUGAAUGCCACAU